AACCACCAUCUCGUUUUGCGCCAUGAGUGCUCGCCAGCCAUUUGUCCCGCAGCUGAGACCUUCUUCCAGGAUGUCGACAGGCACUGGUCCAAGUCUUGACUCUCAUGAGCAAAAUAACUCUGGAGACACGUCUCCCAAUGGCCCUCUCACGGACUCUGGUGACUCGGGAUCUUAUCAUAAGCCCACUUCUCCGCAGGAUAUCCUAGUCUCGAUCGCAUCUCCUCUUGCCGGCAUUAGCAAGCCGCUUAAUAUAGCUGGACUCACAAACUCGAAGCUUCGCCAUGCUCGCAAGUCCCUCGACGACAUUUCCUCUCGCGUUUAUUCUCCUAGACCUCCCCUUACCCAGCAUACGGCUCGCACUCCAGCUUCUGUCAGCUUUUUCUCUGCAACUUCUGAUUCUGCGUCUAUCCCAUCGUUCCGUCUACCGCUUGCUCAACUUGCUUUCAAGUCUCGUCCUAGUACUACUGCCGACCAAAUCACGGCCAACCAGACGCAUAUAUCCUCUUUGCGCCCUGAUACCGACGGAUUACGCACUGUCCAGGCGAGCAAUUACAUCUCUUCCCCGCCAUCUGGCUCCCCACGUCACGGGAAUACGCGCUCAUCUCUCGAGAAUAUCUGCGAAGAGGAUGAAGGAAAGCUCAACGAUACUUGCGGUGCCGGAAAUCCUGAGCAAGAUUUGCAUCGUCAACAUGACUCCAAACGUCAUGCAGCCGCUCAGUCUGAGACAUAUGACACCGUCUACGUCUCUCCGGAACAGCGGCCCACCAAACCGCCCCUUCGUCGCGCCAAAAGACACAUCGAGCGUAUCGAAGACGUGGAAUCGGAAUCCAGUUCCUCGAAACGCCCUAGAAUUGACAAUCAGGAGGCUUUGUGUGACCACGACGACUUGAGGUUUGAUCUCGGCACUCCGCCCCCGCCCCCACCUUUCAGCCUUCCAAGUAUGCAUACGCCUUCCCCACCUCCUUAUAUGCGCCAGCACCCUGGAGAUGUGCAAGAACCCGAGAUUAAAGACAAUGCGAUCCGUCGCCUACUCGGACAAGACCUUGAUGCCUACGCCAGCGCACAUAUAUCCACCUACGAAGAGUCUAAACAGAGGUGGUCAGAGUGUUCCCAAGAAGAGUGGAUGACCGGAGCAAACGGUACUUCAAUUCCCUAUAACACUAAGGCUUUCCAGGAAUUAACCGAGAAGUUUACGAAACUGAUCGAUUUCGUUAAAGAUCACAUGACGGCAAAACUCGGGCUAUAUACGUCGCUGCAUUCAUCGCUUUCUGCACAUCGUACGAUGCUUGCUGACCGAGAAGAGAUGCUGAAGAGUGUCAGAGACUCACUCGCGCGGGAUGGCGACAAGUUUGUCUCGGGCAGGAUCAGUACUUCGCAUGACGAGGAUGAGGUCAAGGAGAACCCAGAGCUUUGAGUUGCGAGGAUACGGCCAGAGAAGCCCACCUCAGCAUUCUGUAGAUUGCAUUUGUACGUAUCGCACGAGUCUGGCUCAAGACAGUCUGU
This is a messenger RNA of Phanerochaete carnosa HHB-10118-sp, 1503 nucleotides long. RefSeq lists its product as uncharacterized. The transcript has 5 exons. NCBI's taxonomy places the organism in Eukaryota, Fungi, Basidiomycota, Agaricomycetes, Polyporales, Phanerochaetaceae. The record is from RefSeq and is a predicted model, not a curated record. Bases 23 to 1414 code for a protein of 463 amino acids.